This is a messenger RNA of Glarea lozoyensis ATCC 20868, 1632 nucleotides long. Its product is annotated as Six-hairpin glycosidase. Bases 1 to 1632 code for a protein of 543 amino acids. Gene Ontology annotation, biological process: carbohydrate metabolic process. The record is from RefSeq and is a predicted model, not a curated record. NCBI's taxonomy places the organism in Eukaryota, Fungi, Ascomycota, Leotiomycetes, Helotiales, Helotiaceae. The transcript is spliced from 4 exons.
AUGCGGUUCUCAUGGGCGAUUGGGCUGGUCCUCUGUGGUGGGGUAAUGGCAGUAGAGGAUUGGGAGGCGAUACUUGGGGAUACAUUGCCAGAUCCAGACUAUGCGAGAGCUUGUCCGGAUUACAAGAAAUACUCUACCUAUGCCCAUCGACCCUACUCAGAGGGCGAGAUGGGCUUGCCAUAUCAACGACCAUCGAUACACUGUCGGACCUUCAACUCGCCCUUGGUGGAGAAGGUUAUCAAAGAUAUCACAGAGCGGAUGGUAGAUAAGGAUAUGGCACGGCUGUUCGAAAAUGCAUUUCCCAAUACUCUCGACACGACCGUUCGGUGGCAUGUAGACGGUACAGAAGGGCAUACAGAGCUGAAAGCGCGGGGUACAAAAGACGAGGGGAAAUGGGAAGGGGCGCAAAGUUUUGUGGUUACUGGAGAUAUCAAUGCGGAAUGGCUGAGAGAUUCUACGAACCAAUUACUACAGUACCAGCCUCUGGCGAAACAUGACAAGACGAUUUUUAAUCUGAUUUUGGGAGCGAUCAAUACUCAGUCGGAAUACGUUAUUGAAUCGCCAUAUUGUAAUGCUUUUCAACCACCACCUGCUUCAAAGCUUGCGCCAACACAGAAUGGACAGGAGGAUUUUGUGCAUCCGGCAUAUGAACCGUCGGUUGUGUUUGAGUGCAAGUACGAGCUAGAUUCUCUGGCGCAUUUCCUAGCUUUGGGAAAUACUUUCGCGAACAGCACUGGAUCUACUGCGUUUAUGAAUAAGCGAUGGUUCAAGGCCUUGGAUACAGUACUGGCUGUACUUGAUCAACAAUCUGAGUCUACGUUUGACCCCAAGACUGGAAGAUUUGAGAGGAACACAUAUACAUUUAGUCGACGGACAGAUGCAGGGACUGAGACGCUGAAUCUGGCUGGUGUGGGAAAUCCACUGAACUUUGGGACUGGAUUAAUAAGAAGCGCUUUCCGUCCCAGCGACGAUGCUACUAUUCUCGGGUUCUAUAUUCCGGCCAAUGCCCAAAUGGCUGUCGAAUUGAAGCGUACAGCCGAUGUUCUACAUUCUGCGAAACAUACUAGAUUAGCACAGGCUCUGGAGAAGCGAGCCCAGUCAAUCGCUGAUGGCAUUUGGGAGCAUGGAGUAGUGGAGCAUAAGAAGCAUGGCAAAGUCUUCGCCUAUGAAGUCGAUGGUUAUGGAUCUCAUAUUAUCAUGGAUGACGCAAAUGUGCCAUCUUUGCUCGCGCUUCCCAUUCUAGGGUUUGUGGACAGGACGGAUGUCGUCUACCAGAAUACUCGGAGGAUGCUGUUAGAUAAAGCGUCAAAUCCUUACUACCUGACUGGCUCCGCUUUCCAUGGUAUUGGAGGACCACAUAUCGGACUUCAAUACGCAUGGCCAAUGAGUCUAUUGAUGCAAGCCAUGACUUCCGACGACGACAAAGAAAUCACAGAGUGCAUCACUCUCGUGCUCAAAGCUAGUAGACUCGGUCUCGUACACGAAUCUAUCAAUGUAAAUAGAAUCAUAGAUUAUACUCGAUCAUGGUUCGCAUGGGCAAAUAGCGUUUUCGCCCAAACCAUUCUUGAUUUGGCGCAGAGGAAACCACAUCUUAUAUUUGGGCCGGGUGCGAAACCAUAUGUUAUUGAAUGA